Molecule: messenger RNA, 2082 nt
Organism: Anopheles merus
Lineage: Eukaryota; Metazoa; Arthropoda; Insecta; Diptera; Culicidae
Product: G protein-activated inward rectifier potassium channel 3-like
Exons: 5
Coding region: 229-1881 (550 amino acids)
Biological process (GO): potassium ion import across plasma membrane; regulation of monoatomic ion transmembrane transport
Cellular component (GO): plasma membrane
Molecular function (GO): inward rectifier potassium channel activity
Source: RefSeq, a predicted model, not a curated record
GACGAUCGCCACCGUUCAGUAUCGUUCAUCCGGUGGUCAGGGUAACAUCUCCAUUCACGAGUUGUGUAGCGAUUGGUGGUCGUAGCCCGUGUCUAGCAGCAUUUGUUGUCUGGCACAUGGUCGGAAGUGUUGCCUGGCGUAUGGCGUGAAGCGAAUAAGCAAUCAGUGGCUUUGAAGUGAGUGCAUUAGCUGAUGAUCAUUUAGCGAAGGUUUCAGUGCAGGUGAAAGAUGAACUACGACAGUGAUCAACAACAGCAGCAGCAGCAGCAGCAGCAGCAGUCGCUGUCGCUGGCACCGGAUGGAACGGGAAGAUGGGAACGUUCGAUGCUGAAGCUCGGACCCUUUGACCCACCACAUUCGCCGGGAGGAUACGGAGAGCAGUUCGCAUACUCGUCGCCCAUCACUCCAGUGACCCCAAACACACCGCUAGUGUGCUAUCCCAUGAAAAACCGUGUACUUCGCCCGGGAGUGAAUCGAAAGUAUCGCAAGCGCGCCAUCUUGAAGAACGGAGACUGCAAUGUGGUGCUAUCGCGACCACCUCGGCAACAUUUGCGCUUUUUGCAGGACAUCUUCACCACGCUGGUCGAUGCGCAGUGGCGUUGGACGUUGCUGGUGUUUGCGUUCAGCUUUGUCGGGUCGUGGCUGUUCUUCGCCGUCAUCUGGUGGCUGAUUUCGUACACGCACGGUGACCUUGAGGAGUUACAUCUGCCCGAUAACCAGUCUGAAAUCGGAUGGAUCCCGUGCGUGUACAACAUCUACUCGUUCACGUCGGCGUUCCUGUUUUCGAUCGAAACGCAGCACACGAUCGGGUACGGUGUGCGCACCACGACGGAGGAGUGCCCCGAAGCCAUCUUCGUAAUGUGCUUCCAGUCGAUCUACGGACUGAUGAUACAGGCGUUCAUGGUUGGCAUAGUGUUCGCGAAGAUGACGCGUCCGAAGCAGCGCAGCCAGACGCUGCUGUUUUCGAAAAAUGCCGUCGUCUGCCAGCGCGAUGGUGAGCUGUGCCUGAUGUUCCGCGUGGGGGAUAUGCGCAAGAGUCACAUUAUCGGUGCGUCCGUGCGAGCGCAGCUGAUAAGAACGAAGACGACGCGCGAGGGAGAAACGAUGGCCCAGUAUCAGCACGAGCUGGACGUGGGCUCGGACGGCAGCUCGUCCGAGCUGUUCUUCAUCUGGCCCCAGAUUGUGGUGCAUCGGAUCGAUAAGAACUCGGCACUGUACAACAUGUCCGCGUCGGAUAUGCUGCGCGAGCGGUUCGAGGUCGUCGUCAUUCUGGAGGGUACGGUGGAGUCGACGGGCCAAUCGACCCAGGCGCGGUCGAGCUACGUCAACACGGAAAUUCUGUGGGGCCAUCGGUUCGAGCCGGUGGUGUGCUACAACAGAGAACAGCAGGGAUAUGAAAUCAACUACAGCAAGUUUGACUCGACGCUGCAGGUCGACACACCGCUCUGUUCGGCCCGGGAGCUGGCCGAGUUUUAUCGAGCGCAGGACGACUAUCGCCCACCGACUGAUGUUGGCGAUAAUAUGUCCACGAAGACGCAGCUCGAGCGCCGCUGGAAGGAUCACUACAGCACGAUAGUGAACACGCUCAGCCAGUACCAUCUCGCGGAUGAAGCGGGCGUCGGCGGUGGCACAGACCAUCUCUAUCCCACGCGCUACCUCACGAUACAGGGCGUUCCGCGGCGAAGGAAAUCGUACGUCGCGCUGCAGAACAAUCUGUGGAACUUGUUCGAUCGUCCUCCGAAUCCGCGGCUAAAGAUAACGUCCAAGGAGGACGGUGCCGGCAGUCCACGGCGAGUGUCGGACGAUGAUCCGAUCGUGAACAGUGUGACGGUGCAGAAUAUCAACGAACGGUCCACAGCUGGUGGUGGAGGUGGAGCAUAAGUGCUGGAGGUGUUCGUGCGUUACAAAGAUCUGGUUUUAGGUUCGAUGUGGCUCUUUGCCGGCUGGAGUGUGGCGGUUUUGCAGUGUACUUACGUUUAAGUGUGUAGUAGUAGCAGCCGGUUGAACCAGUUAGCUUUAGUGUACGAAUUCCAGCUUGCAAUGGGAGAUGAAAUAAAAUUACUCUUUUAUUUAUCACUGCAA